Molecule: messenger RNA, 1285 nt
Organism: Asparagus officinalis (garden asparagus)
Lineage: Eukaryota; Viridiplantae; Streptophyta; Magnoliopsida; Asparagales; Asparagaceae
Product: enhanced ethylene response protein 5
Exons: 11
Biological process (GO): poly(A)+ mRNA export from nucleus; post-transcriptional tethering of RNA polymerase II gene DNA at nuclear periphery; transcription elongation by RNA polymerase II
Cellular component (GO): transcription export complex 2
Molecular function (GO): double-stranded DNA binding; RNA binding
Source: RefSeq, a predicted model, not a curated record
GUCUCUCCUGACUCCGCCCUCCGCCUCCUCAACCAUUACCCUCAGGAUCUCGCCGAUGUGCUGUCCCCCUUGCUGCGCGCUGUGCACUCAUAUCGAGUUCGUCGAUUCGCUGAUGCGUAUGCUUACUUCGAGAAAUCUGCAAGUGCUUUCUUGCAAGAGUUCCGGAAUUGGGAGUCGGCGUGGGCGAUGGAGGCUUUGUACACUGUGACUCGUGAGAUUAGAGUGCUCGCAGAGAUGGCUGAUAGAGACCUGGCUUCUUCUGGGAAAACCCCAGAGAAGCUGAAGGGGGCCGGUUCAUUCCUGAUGAAAGUGUUUGGGGCGCUUGCUGGUAAAGGCCCAAAACGUGUAGGAGCCUUGUAUGUAACUUGCCAGCUGUUUAAAGUGUACUUCAAGCUUGGUACGGUACACCUUUGUCGAAGUGUUAUAAGAAGUAUUGAAACUGCUCGGAUCUUUGAUUUUGAAGAGUUUCCCACGAGGGACAAGGUCACCUACAUGUAUUAUACAGGGCGUCUAGAAGUGCUUAAUGAAAAUUUUAUUGCUGCUGAUCAAAAGCUUAUGUAUGCUUUACUCCAUUGUAAUCGUCGUUAUGAAGCUAAUAUAAGGAUGAUUCUGAAGUAUCUCAUUCCUGUGAAGCUUUCAAUUGGUAUAUUGCCCAAAAUGUGGCUUAUAGAGAAGUGCAAUCUUAUUGAGUAUGCAGAUGUCAUCAAAGCUCUAAUAAGGGGUGAUGUCCGGCUUCUUAGAAGAGCGCUUCAAGAACAUGAAGAUCAGUUUUUAAGGUCAGGUGUAUACCUUGUUUUGGAGAAGCUCGAGCUCCAAGUAUAUCAAAGACUGGUUAAGAAAAUAUAUAUCAUCCAGAAACAGAAGGAUGCUAGCAAAGCACACCAAAUUAAGUUGGAACAAAUAGUCAAAGCUCUGAGGUGGCUUGAAGUGGACAUGGAUGCAGACGAGGUGGAGUGUAUGAUGUCCAUUCUGAUUUACAAGAAUCUCAUGAAAGGCUACUUUGCUCAUAAAAACAAAGUCGUCGUUCUUAGCAAACAAGACCCCUUCCCCAAAUUGAAAGGAAAGCCAGUCAAUCCGUAGGCAUUUCAUAUUUCUCUAUAUUAUACAUGUAGAUUAUCGAUAAUUUUAGCAAUCGGUAUCGUUUUGUAGAAUAGCUUGUAACAUGUCAUGAAGGUGUAAGCAGUUUUUAUGAGAUGCAUAAUUUAGCAUGGUUCUGUUUGCAAAUUUUUUUUGUUCUUGAUUUCUACAUGGCAGAAAGUUUUAUUUAUUGGUUGAAGCUUGUUCA